UUGACAACUGUGCGCUGCAACCUCCUUCUCCUCACUGCCCCGUCUAAAUGGGGUUUGUAAUCCUCCUUCCCACUCACUCUUUUCACUCCUGGGGCAGGAAUGCCGGCUCCUGUUCUCUGUCACCUGUCAGGAUCUGUCCUCCUGUCACUGGCUUAUAUGGACAAGUCAGCCUGUCAUGUGACCCCAGCUGCUAAAAACAGCUCCGGCUCCCACUCCGAACCUGGGCCUGAGACAAUGUCCUCCACCGAAAGAAACAUGAAGGACACUUGAUCACACAGUUCUUGGAAUUAUUUCCAGGAAACACUUGUAGAGACCAUUCGGAGCAGCCUUCCCCUAGCAGUGCACAAGGCGACGGCUAGGAAAUGAGCGCAUCUUUGAAUUAUAAGUCUUUUUCCAAAGAGCAGCAGACCAUGGACAACUUGGAGAAGCAACUCAUCUGUCCCAUCUGCUUGGAGAUGUUCACAAAGCCUGUGGUCAUUCUCCCCUGUCAGCACAACCUGUGUAGGAAAUGCGCCAGUGAUAUCUUCCAGGCCUCUAAUCCGUACUUGCCCACAAGAGGAGGCACCACCGUGGCAUCGGGAGGCCGAUUCCGCUGCCCAUCCUGCAGGCAUGAAGUGGUUUUGGACAGACAUGGGAUAUAUGGACUUCAGAGGAACUUGCUGGUGGAAAAUAUCAUUGACAUCUACAAGCAGGAGUCCACCAGACCAGAAAAGAAGUCCGACCAGCCCAGGUGCGAGGAGCAUGAAGAGGAACGCAUCAACAUCUACUGCCUGAACUGCGAGGUGCCCACCUGCUCUCUAUGCAAGAUCUUUGGGGCACACAAGGACUGCCAGGUGGCUCCCCUCACUCACGUGUUCCAGAGGCAGAAGUCUGAGCUCAGUGAUGGCAUUGCUGUCCUUGUGGGAAGCAAUGAUCGAGUCCAGGGAGUGAUCAGCCAGCUGGAGGACACCUGUAAAACUAUUGAGGAAUGCUGCAAAAAACAGAAACAGGAACUUUGUGAGAAGUUUGAUUACCUGUAUGGCAUCCUGGAGGAGAGGAAGAACGAGAUGACCCAAGUCAUCACCCGAACCCAAGGGGAGAAACUGGAACAUGUCCGUGCUCUGAUCAAAAAGUAUUCUGAUCACUUGGAGAAUGUAUCAAAGUUGGUUGAGUCAGGAAUCCAGUUCAUGGAUGAGCCAGAAAUGGCAGUGUUUCUGCAGAAUGCCAAAACCCUGUUACAAAAAAUUUCUGAAGCAUCGAAGGCAUUUCAAAUGGAGAAAAUAGAGCAUGGUUAUGAGAACAUGAACCACUUCACAGUCAACCUCAAUAGAGAAGAAAAAAUAAUACGCGAAAUUGAUUUUUACAGAGAGGAAGAGGAAGAAGAAGCAGAAGAAGGAGAGGGAGAAGGAGAAGAAGGAGGAGGGGGAGGAGGAGGAAGAGAAGAAGGAGAAGGACAAGGAGAAGUAGAAGAAGGAGUAAAUUUGGAAGAGGUAGAAGGAGUAAAUUUGGAAGAGAUAGAAAAUGUUCGAACAGAGCCAUCAGAAGAAGAUGAAAGUCUGCAGAAAGCCUUGGAGCCCUCUCAGCUGGUCUCAGAGCUCCAGGCUGCCCCAGUGACACUUCCUGCUUCCUCUCCAGAGCCACCUCCUGCCCUGCCACCUGCUACAGAUGCCCCGGGCACCCAGGGGGAGGUUGUACCCACUGGCUCUCAGCAGACCACAGAGUCUGAAACUCCAGUCCCUGCAGCAACGGACACUGCGGAUCCCUUGCUUUACCCUGGUUGGUAUAAAGGCCAAACCCGGAAAGCUACUACCAACCCACCUUCCACCCCAGUGAGCGAAGGUCUGGGGCACGUAGGGCCUCCAGAUUCUGAGGAUUCGAAUGUGCAGAAGGCAGAAGGGGCAGAAGCCACAGCCAGUGAGAGGGCAGCAGUGAGUGGUAAGGCAACUAGUUCACCUGCAGCUACUUCUCAGAUUGGAUUUGAAGAACCCCCCCUCCAGGGCCAGGCUGCAGCCUCAGGGAGUGGGAACGGAGCUGAUUCUGAGCCAGCUCGCCAUGUCUUCUCCUUUUCCUGGUUGAACUCCCUGAAUGAAUGAUGUUCAUUCCAACUGCUGCCUCUGCGUCUGCCUGGCUGAAAUGCACACAGGCAGCAGAGAACCUAGAUGAAAUUAAAAUGAUGCAGAUGAUAAAAGGGACCUCAGAAGAUUUCUGCAAAAA
This is a messenger RNA of Molossus molossus (Pallas's mastiff bat), 2193 nucleotides long. RefSeq names its product tripartite motif containing 55 (gene TRIM55). NCBI's taxonomy places the organism in Eukaryota, Metazoa, Chordata, Mammalia, Chiroptera, Molossidae. Gene Ontology annotation, molecular function: zinc ion binding. The record is from RefSeq and is a predicted model, not a curated record. The transcript is spliced from 10 exons. Bases 363 to 2072 code for a protein of 569 amino acids.